Molecule: messenger RNA, 1872 nt
Organism: Rhopalosiphum maidis (corn leaf aphid)
Lineage: Eukaryota; Metazoa; Arthropoda; Insecta; Hemiptera; Aphididae
Product: glucose dehydrogenase [FAD, quinone]-like
Exons: 5
Coding region: 1-1872 (623 amino acids)
Molecular function (GO): oxidoreductase activity, acting on CH-OH group of donors; flavin adenine dinucleotide binding
Source: RefSeq, a predicted model, not a curated record
AUGGUUUCAUUAUCGAUUCAGGUGCGAAUAUCAUUGUAUAUAUUUAUAGUUUCAAUCGAACGUGGAUUUACAAUAUCCAGUAGUACAGAAUUUCCUCCAUUAUUUGAAUCGACACUCAAGUAUUUAGCUGAAACUUUAGAAUGGGAGUCACAGGAGCCCAUCAAUCAGGCAAGAGUUCUUCCGGAAUACGAUUUCAUCGUCGUCGGCGCCGGAAGUGCGGGAGCGGUAGUGGCGAGUCGAUUGUCCGAAAUCAAAAAAUGGCAGGUGCUGUUGAUCGAAGCUGGACAACACGCCACUCAUCUCAUGGACAUACCAUUGGCUGCUCCACUUUGGCAAUUUUCCACAAUCAAUUGGAAUUAUAAGACGGUACCGAUGAAUAAUUCGUGCCUAGGUUUCGAAGGUAGACGGUGUAAAUUUCCAAGGGGCAAAGUCAUGGGUGGCAGUAGCAUACUAAAUUACAUGAUAUAUACACGUGGUAACAGAAAGGAUUAUGACGAUUGGGCUAAAAUGGGUAACACAGGUUGGGACUACGACAGUGUUCUGAAGUAUUUUAUUAAGUCGGAAAACGCUAACUUGUCACAGGCCGAUUCGGGUUAUCACGGAAAAAAUGGAUUGUUGUCCGUGACCGACGUCCCUUAUAGGACGCCAAUAGCGAAGGCUUUUGUUGAUGCCGGAUCGCAAAUCGGACUUCCCGUUGUCGACGUCAACGGAGAAAAACAAAUCGGAAUCAAUUAUUUACAGGCUACUAUUAAAAACGGUCGCCGUUGGAGCACAAACACUGCGUUUCUGUUUUCUGCGAAAAGAAGACCAAACCUGCACGUGAAAAAGCUUAGCACAGUAACCCGGAUAUUGAUAGAUAGAGAAACGAAAAACACGGUUGGUGUAGAGUUUGUCUCAAAAGGCAAGAAAUAUAAAGUGUUUGUGAGGAAGGAAGUGAUCGUUUCCGGAGGUUCCAUAAACUCGCCACAGCUGCUCAUGCUGUCCGGAAUCGGUCCGAAACAACAUCUGACGGACCAUCGCAUCCCGUUGGUGAAAGACUUGCCAGUCGGCGAAAACCUGAUGGACCAUGUAGCGCUCGGGAGUUUGAUCAUGACGAUAAAUGAAUCCAUCUCGAUCCGACAGGAUAACUCUUUAGAAGAUCCGAACGCAAUCAACGACUACCUCGUGCGCGGUGUCGGCGUGAACACUGUGCCCGGGGGCGCCGAGGCUCUUGCGUUGGUGGACACGGAUAGGCCCGGGUCGACGGACGGACAAGCCAAUCUCGAGCUGUUGAUGGUGUCGGGAACGUAUUCGUCCCACGAGCUGAUGCCUGGCCUUUGUGGCAUGAGGGACGAUCUGUACAACGCCGUGUACCGGGCCACCGAGGGCGCGAGCGGGUUCACGGUGUUCCCGAUGUUGAUGCGUCCCAAGAGCCGCGGUCGGGUGUGGCUCAAGAACGCCGACCCGUUCCGCCACCCGCUAAUCGAUCCCAAUUAUUUCGCCGACGAGACCGACCUGGACGUUAUGGUAGCCGGAGUCCGACUGUUCCAGCGAAUGUUGCGCACGGGCCCGAUGAAGUCACUCGACGCCAAGAUCCUGGACACUCCGCUGCCCGGGUGCCGGCAACACGUGUUCGACACGGACGCCUAUUGGAAGUGUUCCGCUCGACAGAUAUCGUUCACGAUCUAUCACCUGUCCGGCACGUGCAAGAUGGGACCGGCUUCGGAUCCGUCGGCCGUCGUUGACCCGAGACUGCGCGUGCACGGCGUCCGCGGUCUGAGAGUGGUGGACGCAUCGAUUAUGCCGGAAGUACCGUCGGCCCACACCAACGCGCCGACGAUUAUGAUCGCGGAAAAAGCGUGCGACAUGAUCAAAGAAGACUGGAACGUAUAG